Messenger RNA from Menidia menidia (Atlantic silverside), 2226 nucleotides. NCBI's taxonomy places the organism in Eukaryota, Metazoa, Chordata, Actinopteri, Atheriniformes, Atherinopsidae. The record is from the annotation of a GenBank genome assembly.
AUGUCCGCGACAGGUGCUUUACACCUGCGGGACCCAGGAGCGCGCCAGGCGUUCCUAAAGUACGCGCCGGGGACUUUCACUUCAUCCACUCACUCACUCACCUGCACAGAUCUGCAGUCUUUCGCGGAGCGGAAUAGAGAGAGGAGCAGGCUCCUCCGGGAAACUGAAAUGAGGGUUUCCCCCUUAAGAUUGGCGUGUGUGCUGACUUUUGUAUGGUUUGCGUCGUUCGUUUGGAUUAAAUCCAUCCCCAGUGAUGAUGCAUUGACGGACUGUGACCUCCAGAUGCUGUUUGAGAGACUGCUGGUUGUGAAGGAGUUGGAGGGACAGCUUAUCAGUAAUAUCAGCAAUGUCAUGGAAAGGCUGGCAAACAUGUCCAAAGUUGCCAACGUCACCAAUCUCAUCAGUAACUCCACAACCAACCAUACUAGCACCAGCUCCACAGCAGGAGAGGCCCUCUUUAAACUUGGGAUUGACCUCCUCUUGCCCCACCUUAAACAGCAUCCAGACAGCCUUGUGCCUAAUGUCGUGCUGGGAAAGGGACGCCGUGGAGUGUCUAUUGUGUUAGGAAUUCCGACGGUGAAACGCGAGCAGCAGAGUUACCUCACCAACACGGUCAGCUCUCUGCUGUCCAGCCUCACCACUUCACAACGCAGGGACAUCCUCAUCGUCAUCUUUGUCGCCGAGACAGACUCCGACUACGUGAAGAGUGUAGCGCAGACCAUCCUGAAAAAUUUUACAACAGAGGUGGAGUCUGGCCUACUGGAGGUGGUCUCCCCUUCACAGAAUUACUACCCUGACUUCAACAACCUCGAAGAGACAUUGGGAGACUCCAAGACCAGAGUAAGAUGGCGUUCAAAGCAGAGUAUGGACUUCAGCUUUCUCAUGCUCUACGCUCAUAACAGAGGGACUUUCUAUGUUCAGUUAGAAGAUGACAUCAUAGCAAAAGACGGCUACUAUAGUGACAUGAAGUCAUUUGCCACCCAGAACACUACAAAGCAAUGGCUCUAUCUGGAAUUCUCCCAGCUUGGAUUUAUAGGCAAGAUGUUUCAUGCCCACGACCUUCCAUUGGUUGCUCAGUUCUUCCUGAUGUUUCACAACGACAAACCUGUUGAUUGGUUGUUGGAUCACAUUCUGUGGGUGAAGGUUUGCAACCCUGAGAAGCCGAAAACAGAGUGUGAUCAACAAAUGGCAUUGCUGAAGCGGAGACAUGAGCCCUCCCUUUUUCAACAUGUGGGCCUCCACUCUUCUCUGCCUGGGAAAAUACAGAAUUUAAAGGAUUUGAACUUUGGGAGGGAGACUCUGUACUGGGCCCACAGCAACCCGUUUGCUGAGCUCCACAGCAGCCUGAAACACUACAGCAAGCAUAGUUUGGACAGGGUCUACGGAGGACAAGGCUUUUUUUGGGCAAUCACACCUGUCCAUGGUGAUUACAUCCUCUUCCGCUUCCCCCAGCCAAUCUACAUAUCUGGGUACCUGUUUCGCAGUGGAAAUAUAAAAAACGAAAGAGAUAUAUUCCACAACACAACUGUGGAAGUGCUGCCCGGCAACGCGUUCGCAAAAAAACUACUGCUUAAUGAUUCAUCUUCUCUAUACAAGGAUGAGGGCUUCGUUGUUGUUGGGGCCUUCCAGAACGGAGCGGCCGAAGGCGAAAUCGGGGACGAGCUGCAGCCGGUGUCUGCCCUGCGCCUGGUCGUUCACUCCGAUUCCGACGUCUGGGUUCUGCUGAGCGAGGUACACAUCAAAGUCUGAAGGGCUGAGACAGAACAGGGACUAAAAGCUCCAUCUGCUGGACAAACUGCUCAGCCUGCAUCACAGAGGAGGCUCUGCGCUCAGAGGGAGAGAUGACGGGAAGGGAAAAGCUCUUUCCUUUUUUUAAAUGUCCACUCAUCAGAACACCAAACACCUAAACCAAGCUGUCCUGUGACGGGUACUUUGGAUAACUUAUUGCACUUUAUGUGAAUAGAAAAAAGAUUUUAGCAGUCGAAAGAGGAUCAUCAAAGCACAAAAAAUAAUCUAUUAUGUGGACCAAUUAAUUGUAGACUACCUGCAAAAGGUAGAAAUUAAUUAAGAUAUACACUUGUGCAAAAAACUGUACUUACAGAAGGCGUAUUCCUUGUUAAAGGAAGAUAUUUUUACAUGAUUACUUACAAGAAACAAUCCAAGAAAGGUCCAUUUUAAAAGUAUCUCUUUGCAACUUGAAUCAAGUGUGAUGAUUAAAGCUUUCUG